UGCGUUUCUCUCCUUACAUCAUAAACAGAAAAUUUGCGCGUAAUGCAAUCAACUUUACCGUAGAAUUAUCAUUCGACCUAGAUUAGUGCUAGAGAUGGCUACGUUUGGUACUUACGUACUUUAGAUAAAUGAUAAAUGUGUAUUGUUAUUAUUGUGACUUUUAGAUAUUAAAUAAUUAUAUCUGAAUAGUUUAGUUAAUGUAGGAGUAGGUACAUUUUUUAGUUACGUGUAUUACUAUGUGUGUUUUAAAUCUGAAUAGUUCGAUUAAUAUAGAAGUACAAGAUACAUUGCUCACAAGGCUAAACUAAUAUUAGUCCCAUUCCAUCAGUGCUAAGAAAGAUGAUCUCACUGAUAGUCUUGGCUGCACUAGCAGCAACGAUUGGCUAUUUAUAUAUAAAAUUUAAAUUAACAUACUGGAAAAGAAUUGGACUGGAGCAAAUCGAACCCGUACAUCUAAUCUAUGGAAACGCCAAAGAUUUCAUCACCAGAAAUUCCUCCUUUGGUGAUUGUCACACAAAACUGUACAACAACUUCAAGUCGAGAGGUCUGAAGCAUGGUGGAAUUUACGUCUUAUUAAGGCCUACGUAUAUGCCUCUGGAUCUGGAUAUCAUUAAGAAUAUUUUGCAGAAAGAUUUCAACAACUUUGUGAAUCAUGGGUUUUAUGUGAAUGAAGAAGUCGAUCCUUUGACGGGACAUCUUUUCGCUUUAGAGGACGAUAAAUGGAGGAGGUUGAGGACUAAGUUAACUCCAACGUUUACUUCUGGUAAAAUGAAAAUGAUGUUCUCUACAAUGGUUGCAUGUACCGAAGGCCUCAGGGACAUCCUCAAGAGUUACGCUAAACUACAAGAUGCAGUGGACAUGAAGGAAGUAGCGUCCAGAUUCACCACAGAUGUAAUCGGAUCCGUUGCUUUUGGUAUUGACUGCAACAGCCUUAAGAAUCCUGAUUCUGAAUUUAGACAAUUUGGAAGAAAAAUAUUCACUCAAACCACUUGGACAAGGCUAAGAAGUGUUCUAGCUACGACAAUACCAAGAAAUUUUCUAAAAAUGAUCAAAUUUAAACAGAUGAAUCCAGAGGUUGAAGAUUUCUUUAUGGGUGUCGUAAAUAGUACUGUUAAUUAUAGGGAGAAAAAUAAUCUUUAUAGAAAAGAUUUCAUGCAUUUACUGCUACAGUUAAAAAAUAGAGGAAGAGUCGCAGAUGACCAUUUGAUAUUUAACGAAGAAGAUAAAAAAGACGCUGAUGGACAUUUCCUUACUUUUAAUGAAUUAGCUGCACAAUGCUUUGUAUUUUUCAUUGCUGGUUUUGAAACAUCAGCAACUACAAUGACUUUUGCGCUUUUGGAACUAGCGUUGAAUCCAGAUAUUCAAGAAAAGUUAAGAGAAGAAAUUACUUCUGUAUUAAAAAAACACGACAAUCAAGUUACGUAUGAAGCUGUCAUGGAUAUGCAUUACUUGGAUAAAGUUAUUCACGAAACGCUACGGAAGCACCCACCAUUACCAGGUACUCCAAGAAUGUGCAACAAAGAAUACCAGGUUCCUGGCACAGAUGUCGUCUUGGAAGUUGGAACUAAAGUACAUAUACCUUUCCAAGCUAUCCACAGAGAUCCAGAAUAUUAUCCAGAUCCAGAAAAAUUUGACCCCGAACGUUUCAGCGAGGAAAAUAAAGCCAAAAGACACCCGUUUGCAUUUAUUCCCUUUGGAGAAGGGCCCAGAAUCUGUAUAGGAGCAAGAUUCGGAAUGUUACAGGCUAAAGUGGGAGUGGCUUCAGUCAUUAAAAACUUCAAUGUAACACUGAAUAAGAAGACGAAAGUCCCAAUUAAAUACACAACAAAGAGUUUCAUUACUGCUAUAGAUGGAGAUGUAUGGUUGACGAUGGAAGAAUUAUUGUAAAUUUUUAAAAAGUAGCAUAUUACACUCAGGUGCAAAAAAAUCGAUCCACUUAAAAAUUUGGUCAUUUUUGAUGUCUCGAAUUUCCUAAACCUGUUGUCCGAUUUAAGUGAUUUUUUUACCAUGUUAUAGUCUUAUUCAUUAACAAUAUCGCUGUAAUAAUAUUAUUGCUAGACAGGUAAACUGUCAUUGUAUACCGGGUGUACAAAUCAAACUGCGUUUUUUCUCAAAGUUCGCAUCACCUCGUGCACUAUUCUAGCUUUUUUAAAAUACUGAAAUUAAAACCCAACUAUAGCCUCAGGUUUUUUUAAUAUUCUGUUUUCAGAUUCAUUCGCUUAUGUUAAAUAAUAAAAAAGUCAGGUACUUUAACAACUGGCCAUGUUCGUCAUCAGUACAGGGUGUGUCUAAAUAAGUGCGAGAAACUUUAAGGGAUAAUUCUACGUGAGAAAAUAAUGACAGUUUGCUUUAUAGUCAUAUGUCUGCAAACGCUUCGUUUCCGAUAUACGGGAUGUCCAAUUUCUUUUACAAAUUGAUGAUUUAUUUAUUGCUUUAAAACCAUUUAAGAUAUGCAAAUCAAAUUUGGUGGGUUUUAAAACGUAGUUAUUGCACAUUUUUGACAUACAAUUAAGAAUUUUAUAUUCACCAUUAGAUACGCUGACACGACAAUAUUAGAUACGCUGACGAUACAGCCAUUCUUGCUGAAAAUUUACAAGAUCUUCAGACACUACUAAAUCUAGUCAGUGAAGCAAGCUAUCGGAGAGGCCUUAAAAUCAACAUUUCAAAAACAAAGUGGAUGGCAGUUGGAAAGAUUAAUAUAGAUCAAGGUCAGCUUUCUCUUGAUGGAGAGGAGUUAGAACGGGUAAAUCAUUUCAAGUACCUUGGCAGCUGGUUAAAUGUAAAUUGUGACUCUGAUGAAGAGAUAAUAACUAGGAUCGAAAUAUCACGGAAGGCUUUUAUGACCUGGAAACCAGUUUUAUGUAAUAGAAACCUGUCAAUGAAUAUUCGAAAGAAGGUGCUGAAAUGUUAUGUGUGGUCUAUCCUAUUGUAUGGUUGUGAGACAUGGACGUUAAAAACCACAAUGCUAAACAAAAUAGAAGCAUUCGAAUUGUGGUGUUAUCGACGAAUCCUAAAGAUAUCGUGGGUUUCGCACACUUCCAAUGAAGAUGUUCUUCAAAUGAUGAAUUCGGAACGUCUGCUCAUAAGCAUCAUAAAGAGGAGAAAAACAGAAUACUUCGGCCAUAUAAUUAGAGGACCUAAAUACCAUCUGCUUCGCCUUAUAAUACAAGGAAAAGUGGAGGGAAAGAGAUGGAUUGGUCGAAAGAAGCUUUCAUGGCUGCGUAAUAUUAGACAAUGGUGUGGCUGCACAGUAGAAGAAUUAUUUCGCGCAGCAGCCGAUAGAGAGAGAUUUCAGGAAAUUGUAAACAUGAUGACGGCCAAAGUCUGAAUACAGACACGGCACCUAAAGAAGAAGAAAGAAGAAGAUAUUCACCAUUGGCGUGCAUACGGGUAAUAUUAACUGUCAUAAUACCCGUUUGCGCGCCAAUGUUAAGAAAGCCGGAGUCUAUAGUUGGGUUUUACUUUCAGUGUUUUAUAAAUGCUAGAAUAGUCCACAGGGUGAUGCGAACUUUGAGAAAAAAACACAGUUUGAUUCGUACACCCGGUAUAGAAUGACAGUUUAACUGUUUAGCAACAGUUAAACUUUAAACAGGUUUAGGAAAAAAAUGACCAAAUUUUUAAGAGGUUCGAUUUUUUGCAUCUCAAUGUAUUAUAAUAUUAUGGAUAUUAUUGCUAGUUGUUUUUACACUGUUUAUAUCUAAAUAUUUUUCAUUUUGUAUUGAAUCAAAAAAUAAAGUAAAUUUAUGUUUAUAAAA
Molecule: messenger RNA, 3755 nt
Organism: Diabrotica virgifera virgifera (western corn rootworm)
Lineage: Eukaryota; Metazoa; Arthropoda; Insecta; Coleoptera; Chrysomelidae
Product: probable cytochrome P450 6a13
Exons: 5
Coding region: 340-1887 (515 amino acids)
Molecular function (GO): heme binding; iron ion binding; monooxygenase activity
Source: RefSeq, a predicted model, not a curated record